Molecule: messenger RNA, 4749 nt
Organism: Caenorhabditis angaria
Lineage: Eukaryota; Metazoa; Nematoda; Chromadorea; Rhabditida; Rhabditidae
Source: the annotation of a GenBank genome assembly
AUGUUGCGAGCAACAAGAAACAUAAUCAACAAUACAAAAUUCAAACUUGCAGUCGCCACAACCUGCCUUCGACGUAUUACAGGCUUUUCGACUCAAACUGUCCGAUACACAAGACAGGUCAAUUAUUUCAUGAUCUUCGGAAUAAUAACUAUGUUUUUUUGCAGAUUGACAACAUUUCUGACACCGUUUCACUUUUGGGAAGAGGCGACGACGAGAUUUCGGUGACUUCUGAAUUGGCAAUUGAUAAUAGAGAUUCAACAAUUGAUGUUUUGAAUGGUGACGAAGUUGUUUCUGUCAAAGAGAACGAUUUGAUUGGUUGGAAUGGUAAUGAAGUUGUCGACGCUAAUAAGGAAAUUGAUAUCGAUGUCAAUCAAAAUUAUCUCUAUUACGGAUUAGAUCUUACUAUCGGAAGCUGCUUUGAUUUGACUCAAUCAGACGACGAAAAAUACGACGACAAAGUUGAGCGUCAUUACAAGAAGAAGUUCAACAAAAAAUUCAGCAAAAAUAAAAUGGCAUAUAAUUCGCUCAGUAUGCUUAAUAUUUUUUCGGACAAGGUAAUUUUUGUUGUUUUUUUUAAACUGAACAACCAUGUUUUUUUUCAGAUCGACGAUAUGUCUGACACAGUUCCAAUUUUGGAAAACAGAGACGAUGAGAUUUUCGUGACUCCUGAUAUGGCAGCUGCAGAUACCGUUUCAUCGAUUGGUGUUUUUAAUCACGAUGAAGUUGUUUCAGUCGAAGAGAAAGAUUUGAUUGAUUGGUAUGCCGAUGUCAAGCAAAGUUAUUUUGACCACAAAUCGGAUAUCAGUAUUGGAAGCUGCUCAGAUUUUAUUCAAUCAGACGUCGAAAGCUUUGAUGACAACGUUGAACUUCAUAAACAACAAAUGUUCUACAAACAGUACAGCCCAGAUGAGUUGGAAUACCUUGAAGGUUUGGCGCUCAGUACUCUCACUAUCCGUUCAAAUAUGGUAAUUUUCUGUUGUUGUUUAUCAAUUUAUGUUAAUCAAUAUUUUCUAGGUUACACAAGGUAGAAUUCGUUUGUCAACUGAUGAGAGUGCUUCAAGUGAUUUGAAUGAUAGUGGAUUUAAGCAAUUUGAAGACGACGAAAUGGACAUUGGGAACAUUUUCAGUGAAGAAUUUCAUGUUGGCGACGAUCUCUUUCAAUAAAUUAAACUCUUGUUUUAUCAACUAAUCAUCAUUCUAAGAAAUUAUCUCCACCCUCAAAGUAUUCAUUUUUCAUAGUUUUAAUAUAUUCCACUGACUUUAGUGCUUUUAUAGAUGCUCCAUAGAUUGUUUUUGUACAUACAUUCACAAAAAUAAGUGUAAUUAAUGUUAAUAUCAGAGUUCUACAUCAUAUAUUAAUCUUCUCAAAGUGUUUUCCUUUCUUUUAAUUAAAAUUUUCAAUAACCACGUUUUUAAUUUUUCUGCCCCUCAUCAUUAUACAUUUUCAUUUUAAUACCAAGUUUUCAUAAGAUUUUUUUUGUAAAUAAAUUUAUUAGUUUGAAAUGUCUUCAUAAAACGAAUCUGAAACAAUAAAAUUUUCGAACACUUCAGAUAUACCUAACCAAACAUGGUCCCACUUUCCAUGAGUACCUCAAAACAUUUUUGAAAAAGAUUUUUGCUCUCAUUAUUGAAAUUAUUCAUUAUUAAUUUAUCAAAGUAGAAAAUAAUUCGAAAAAAAUUGAACCUGAUAAAAAAAUUGUUCUUAUCAUCUGCAACGAUAUAAAUUAGUCUUCAAAGGUUUUUGGUGCAUUCUAUUGAUUAUGAAAAAAUAUUUAUGUUUUUUAAUUUUUAGUGUGCUACUAUAUUCAGGAGAUUCUAGUGUACACCCGGUAAUUAAUAAGAUAUUCAAAAUUAUUUUGAAAAUAUGAAGUUAUAAUUUAGAAACCAAUUGUUGCUGGUGUAAGAGUUGAAAAUGAUAUCAAUAGCCCGGGAUUCAUUGGAUACACUGAAUCUGGUGAAAUAAUGGUGGAACCAAAUGUUCCUGUUGAUGUUGUGAUUUUUGGACAUGGCUUAGAAUAUGUUGACACGAUUUCAUUUACUGAUUCAAUCUGUUUGACUUCUGAAUUUAAUGUGACAAGCGAUUCAUUCCUCAUCCACAAAGACACUCGAAUUGUUUUCAAGCACACAUUUAUUGAGUGAGAAUUUCCCUAAAAACAUUUGAAAUUCAUUAUUAUUUUAGAUGGGCAACACCUUGGCGGAUAUGUGUACGACCAGAACAUCACAGUCCAUUUUUAAUUGAUGAUGAUCGUACUUGGAUCGUCACAGAAAAACCAUUCCAUGAAACGUAUUUUCCAACACAUAUUCAAAUUUCAAUUAUGGUUGUUAUGUUUAUUUUAUCAUCUCUCUGCUCUGGUUUGAAUAUUGGGUUGAUGGGGUUGACACCGCAAGAAUUGAGGAUUCUCAUGAAAUGUGGUACGUCUAAAAAGAAAUAUGAAUAUUUUACGCUUUCACACAUUUUUUCAAUAUUCAGGUUCUGAAAGAGAACAAAAAUAUGCAAAAUCUAUAUUACCUGUUCGAAUGAAGGGUAAUCAACUAUUAUCAACUGUUAUUAUUGUGAAUGUUGUAAGUGAUCUUGAAUAUAAACGAUACCAAUUUAUCAAAACAUAAUUUCAGAUUGUCAAUGCUGCUAUCACAAUUUUGUUUGAAGAUUUAACCGAAGGUCUCAUUGCAUUUUUUGCAUCAUCAGCUGGAAUUGUUGUUUUUGGAGAAAUUCUUCCACAGAGUCUAUGUGUGAAAUACGGUUUAGCAAUCGGUGCAAAAACAAUUCAUAUCACAAAAUUCUUUAUGCUUGUAACAUCUCCAAUUACAUAUCCGUUGGGAAAAAUUCUUGACAAAUAUGCUGGAACUGAUAUUGAUACAGUAGAUCGUGGAAGAAUUGUUGAGAUGUUGAAAAUGAAUAUGGAACAAGGACAAUGUGACACUGAUAUGGCCACUUUGAGAAUUGCUGUUGGUGCGAUGGAAUUAAGAAAAAAAUCAGCAAAAGAUGUGAUGACUAAAAUUGACGUAUGAUUCCUUCCCAAUUCCCCACAAAAAUGUGACUAUUUCAGGACGUCUUCAUGUUAUCUGAAGAUCAAGUUCUGAAUGCUGAGACAAUGCUGAAAAUAUCAGACAGUGGAUACUCUAGAAUUCCAGUUUAUGAACAAAACAAUAGAAACAAAGUGAAAUCUUUGUUAUAUGUUAGUGAUUUGGCAUUAAUUGGAAAAGAUAAUAAUAUCACAGUUCGAGCUGUAGCUGGUUUUAAUAAACGGAAAUUACGAAUAAUUGAUGAAAAUAUGCCGUUGAUUGCAUUGUUAGAAGAGUUCAAAUUGGGUGAUUAUCAUUUGGCAAUGGUUGCACAAAGUCACGAUUAUGAAAAAACAAAUAAUGUGAAGUUUGUUGCGAAUCAUCUUGAUCAUUUCCUUGCUGUAAGAAUUUUUCCAAUGAGUUUGUCUUUGAAAUUUUAUAUUCUUUCAGAAUAGCUUGAAAGUUGUUGAAGCAACUGCUGAACUACUUCCACCUCUUGAUCCUGAAAAUGACAUGACUAUAACUCUUGUUGGGCUUGUGACUUUGGAAGACAUCACAGAAGAACUUUUACAAUCUGAAAUCACCGAUGAAACUGAUUGUGAUGUUACUGACGAAGCGCAAAAACGUCGUCGUGCUCAUAUGUCAAAGAAACGUAUAGCUGAAUUGAUAUGUAGUGAGAAAAAGAGUGAACGAUUAUCACUUCACAUGCUUCAGGUAAACUAGUUUCAGAAACAUGCAAGAUGCAAGUUUGAAAAGUUUAGAUGACUGAACGUUGGCUGCUCGAGAAAAGUCCACUUUUUGAUCCAGUUUGGAUGGAUCCACAAGCAUUUGAAAACUUGAUUCAACGAAAUAUCAGAGAGGUUUGAAAUCGUGAACUAUCCUAAUUUAUGAUAAUGAUUUUUACAGGUUUUGAUAGUUCCUCCAAAAAACAGUACUGCUCCAAGUACCGUCAAGUUAUAUGAACAUGGAGCGGUUAGCAAACGAUUCAUAUUGUUGUUAGAGGGAAAAGCUUCAAUUGUUUUCAGAGAUGUGAGUUUUUUAAUCGAAAUUGUAAUUAAGACAGAGAAAUUGGGAGAAAGCAUUGACUGCGUAUAUUUAGAAAAAAUAAAAACUUCCAAAUAUAGAAUCUCAGAACACGUUUAGGUUUAUUCAAACUGAAUUUAGAACAUCCAAUGUUUUUAUAUAACUCCAAAUUGCAUUUGAGAACUAAUUUUUAAUAUUUUUCAGAGCAACCUGGUUUUCGAAGUUGGUCCAUGGACUUGUCUUGGGGAAGCAAUUUUGACAAUGGUUGAGAAGAGUUUGCUAGAAUGUAAAGAACCUCUCACCGGAUUCUAUUUCAAACCCGAUUAUGACCUGAUUGUCAGCAAAAAUUGCAGAUUCCUACAGGUAUUUUUCACCUCUGUGAAAUCCCUUUAAAAAACAAAAUCCGAUUCCAGAUUUCAACAUCUUCACUGUUCCAUUCUGUUAGAAUUACUCAAUUUGUGAGAGAACUGAAAACUCCAAAAUUAUCAGUGACUAGUGAUGAUAAUGAUUCAGUUCCAGAGUUACGAAAGGUAGUGAAAAAAAGAGAAAUAUCAUCAUAUAUAAUAAAGUCUCUUUUUUUAGUUCACACGAGGUGCCGCCUCUCCAUCAGCUCGAAAAAGGUCAGCUUCAAGUAUAAUCGGAAGUCUUGCACUUCCUCCAAUUCAAAUUGCCACAAAAAUUGCAUCAGUUGAAGAGCUCAAACCAUUUAUUCCACCAAAUUGA